Messenger RNA from Closterium sp. NIES-67, 853 nucleotides. The record is from the annotation of a GenBank genome assembly. NCBI's taxonomy places the organism in Eukaryota, Viridiplantae, Streptophyta, Zygnematophyceae, Desmidiales, Closteriaceae.
GAGUCUCUCUCCGAGUUUGUGCCUCCUCUGGCCCUCAAGCUGGCUCUAGAGUGCGCUCAGGUGGCCAGUGCGUGUGGACUGGAGCCCAUCGCCUAUGACCUCUCACCCUCGCGUUUGUCAUCUAUGAGGAGGAGAUCUCGGACUCCAAGGCGCAGGUGACUGCGCUGCACUUGAUCAUAGGAACGCUGCAGCGCUGCCACGUCUUCUCAGAAGAGAACAGAGACACGCUCACACACAAGGCCACAGGGUAUUCUGCCAAGCUGCUAAAGAAAGCAGACCAGUGCCGCGCUGUAUGCGCCUGUGCACACCUGUUCUGGAGCGACGAGGAGGAUGGGCCCAGGGAUGGCGAGAGGGUGGUUUUGUGCUUGAAACGGGCGCUCAAGAUUGCCAACGCAGCGGCUCAGCAGCUCUCUGCCGCUGCUAGAGUGCCCGGUUCCCAUGUCGUGCUGUUAGUGGAAAUCCUCAACAAGUACCUGUACUUCUUUGACAAGGGCAACCCCACGUGACCCCUGUGGUGCUCCAGGGGCUCAUAGAGCUCAUCAACUCCGAGCUGGCCAUGGACGGCGCUACAGUGGAUGCUACAGUGCACGGUUUCUAUCGUGCCACACUCGCGCAUAUCAGGGAUCAGAAGCACAAGGCGGGUGCUGUAGGGGAGAAAUACUCAGAGAUCCAGAUAUGAGAUGGUAGGAGUGCUACAGUGGAUGCUACAGUGCACGGGUCCUAUUCCGGCGCAUCUUAGAGGUCAGGAGGAGCACAAACUAAGUAGGGGUUGGUAUUCAAGAGAUUCAAAUAUGAUUGGAUGUUUGUAUUAAAAAAGGUAUAUGUCCUUAUGUAAAAAAACCCUUCCUGUAGU